AUGGGUCGUCGCGCCGCUCUCGGAGCUGCUCGCGUCUUCGGCCGCACGGCCUCCCGCGGGGCGGGGGCCGAGGCUCGGCAGGUCGCGACCCUCAACGCCGCGCUCGCUGCGGCCGGCUUGAAGGGUCUGAAGGGUCUGAAUGAGGCCCUCGCCGCCGCGAACGCGGCCCGCGGCAUCCGCGAGGUCUCCACGGACGCCCUCAAGCCGCUGGACAAGUUCGCGCCGCGCCACAACUCGAUCCGGCCCCACGAGAUCGACGAGAUGCUCAAGACGUGCGGGUUUGACUCGCUGGACGCGCUGGUGGACGCCACCGUGCCGGACUCGAUCCGCCGCACCGACGGCAUGGACCUCGGCAAGAAGGCCUACACCGAGGGCAUGAGCGAGUCGCAGUUCAUCACGAUGUUCAAGAAGAUGGCGGAGAAGAACGUGGUGGCCAAGAACUUCGUGGGGAUGGGCUACCACGGCACGCACACGCCCGCCGUGGUGCUCCGCAACCUGCUCGAGAACCCCGGGUGGUACACGCAGUACACGCCGUACCAGGCGGAGAUCUCCCAGGGCCGCCUCGAGUCGCUGCUCAACUUCCAGUCCAUGGUGACGGACCUGACGGGCAUGCAGCUCUCCAACGCGUCGCUCCUCGACGAGGCCACCGCCGCCGCCGAGGCCAUGACGAUGUGCUCGGCCAUCGCGCGCGGGAAGAAGCCGAAGUUCCUGGUCUCGGAGCUGUGCCACCCGCAGACGAUUGCGGUGUGCCAGUCGCGCGCCAAGGGCCUGGGCCUCGAGUGCGUCGUCGGCGACCACAACUCGUGGGACCUCACCGCCAAGGACGUGUGCGGCGUCCUCGUGCAGUACCCCGCGACCGACGGCGCGGUGCUCACGUACGACGACGUGGUGGCCAAGGCGCACGACAACAAGAUUCUGGUGUGCGCCGCGACGGACCUGCUCUCGCUGACGAUGCUCAAGCCGCCCGGCGAGUGGGGCGCGGACAUCGUGAUCGGGUCGGCGCAGCGGUUCGGCGUGCCGAUGGGCUACGGCGGCCCGCACGCCGCCUUUCUGGCCUGCUCGGAGGAGCACAAGCGCCUCAUGCCCGGGCGCAUCAUCGGCGUGUCGCGCGACGCGACGGGCAAGGUCGCGCUGCGCAUGGCCAUGCAGACGCGCGAGCAGCACAUCCGCCGCGACAAGGCCACGUCGAACAUCUGCACGGCGCAGGCGCUCCUGGCCAACAUCGCGGGCAUGUACGGCGUGUACCACGGCCCCGACGGGCUCCGCAACAUCGCCAAGCGCGUCAACACCUUCGCGCACGUGUUCGCCGCCGGCGUCGCCAAGCUCGGCCACACGGUCCCCGCGCAGCCCUUUUUCGACACGGUCAAGGUCAACGUCGGCGCGGGCAAGGCCGCGGCCGUCGCGGAGACGGCCAAGGCGGCGGGCAUCAACAUCCGCGUCCUCGACGCGGACAACGUGACGUGCGCGUUCGACGAGACGCACUGCGCGCACGACCUCGACGCGCUCUUCGCGGUGUUCAACGGCGGCGCGCCCGCGCCCUUCACGGCCGAGGGCCUCUGCGAGGGCGUCGAGCCGGGCUUCUCGGGCGCGCUGAAGCGCGAGACGGCCUUCAUGCAGGAGCCCAUCUUCAACGACAUCAAGACGGAGCACGAGAUGCUGCGCUACCUCAAGCGCCUGGAGAACCGCGACCUGUCGAUGGUGCACUCGAUGAUCCCGCUCGGGUCGUGCACGAUGAAGCUGAACGCGACCUCGGAGAUGCUCCCCAUCACGUGGGGCGAGCUCGCCAACAUCCACCCCUUCGCGCCGCUGGACCAGACCCAGGGCUACCAGGAGAUGUUCAAGGACCUCGCGGCGCAGCUGUGCUCGAUCACGGGCUUCGACGCCAUGUCGCUGCAGCCCAACUCGGGCGCCUCGGGCGAGUACGCCGGCCUGAUGUCGAUCCGCGCGUACCACGAGUCGCGCGGCGACGGGCACCGCAACAUUUGCAUCAUCCCGGUGUCGGCGCACGGGACGAACCCGGCGACGGCGGUCAUGACCGGGUACAAGAUCGUGCCGGUCGGCGUGGACGCGAAGGGCAACGUGAACAUCGAGGAGCUGCGGAAGAAGGCCGAGCAGCACAAGGAUCACCUGGCGGCGCUCAUGAUCACCUACCCGUCGACGCACGGCGUGUACGAGGACGGCAUCGACACGAUCUGCGACAUCAUCCACGAGCACGGCGGGCAGGUGUACAUGGACGGCGCCAACAUGAACGCGCAGGUCGGCCUGACGUCGCCCGGGCACAUUGGCGCCGACGUGUGCCACCUCAACCUGCACAAGACCUUCUGCAUCCCGCACGGCGGCGGCGGCCCGGGCAUGGGCCCGAUCGGCGUGAAGGCGCACCUCGCGCCCUUCCUCCCCACGCACCCCGUGAUCCCCACGGGCGCGUACCCGGACUUCAAGGGCGACGACAAGUCCUUCGGCGCCAUGGCCGCCGCGCCGUACGGCUCCUCGCUCAUCCUGCCCAUCUCGUACGCGUACAUCUCGAUGAUGGGCUCGAAGGGCCUGGAGAUGGCGUCGAAGCAGGCCAUCCUGAACGCGAAUUACAUGAUGAACCGCCUGGGCAAGCACUACAACGUGGUCUUCACGGGCAAGAACGGCACGUGCGCGCACGAGUUCAUCAUCGACAUCCGGCCCUUCGAGGAGUCGACGGGCGUCGGCGCCGAGGACAUCGCCAAGCGCCUGAUCGACUACGGCUUCCACGCGCCCACCAUGUCGUGGCCCGUGCCCGGCACGCUCAUGAUCGAGCCCACGGAGUCGGAGAGCAAGGCCGAGCUCGACCGCUUCUGCGACGCGAUGAUCUCCAUCCGCGCCGAGAUCGAGGAGAUCGCGCAGGGCCGCUACUCGCCCGACAACAACGUGCUCGUCAACUCGCCGCACCCCGCCGACGAGGUGCUCUCGGACGCCUGGGACAAGCCGUACCCGCGCGAGAAGGCCGCGUACCCGGCGCCCUGGACGCGCAUCGCCAAGUUCUGGCCCACGACGAAGCGCGUGGACAACGUGUGGGGCGACCGCAACCUGAUCGCCAAGCACAAGGCCAUCCCCAAGGACAUGGAGGUCGCCGCCAUGGACGCCAUGGCCGUCGCCUCGGGCUCGAGCUAA
Molecule: messenger RNA, 3138 nt
Organism: Pedinophyceae sp. YPF-701
Lineage: Eukaryota; Viridiplantae; Chlorophyta; Pedinophyceae
Source: the annotation of a GenBank genome assembly